AUGGACAAGAUACUAAUUUCUGUGGGUCGUGGUGGUAUGGAUUCUAAAGUUGAAGUGACUAAUGACGGUGCGACAAUAUUAAAAAAUAUUGGAGUUUAUAACCCAGCAGCUAAAAUAUUGGUCGACAUGUCGAUGGUUCAAGAUGGUGAAGUUGGUGAUGGUACUACAUCGGUCACUGUGUUAGGUGAAACAUUUUCACAUCUUAAUACAUCUGAUAAUUUCAAAAAUUAUGAUUAUUAUGAUUACAAAAAUCAAAGUCUUCGAUUUUCUUAUGUUAAGAAGACUAUUGAACUAUUGUCUCGUUUAAAAGAAUGUCUGUUAAAGCAUUCUGAUGAUUCUACUGAUAUAAUUUUAAGUGCUAUUAAUUGUGCUACAGUAUCAAGAUGCAUACAUUAUGUCGUCACUCAUGGUUUUAUUCCAUGUUUUAUACCAAGUAUAUGGAAAUCAUUUGAGAAUAACCAAAAAUAUGAACAAACCAUCAAAAAUAUUUCACCUGACACAACAUAUGAAGAACUAAAAUUUAAUGUGAAUUCGUUUUUUGAUCUGAUAAAAGAGCCUACAUUAAAAAGACUUAUAUUAGUGAAACAUACAAAUGUUUUAUUAGCAGGAGUAUGUCAAUUAUGUUUAUUACCCAUUGCAAAACCCGGUACUGGAAUUGCAACAGAAAGUGCUAUAGAUGAAUUAAAGUAUGAGCAACUGAUGAACGAACAGAAAACAUUUAAAAAUAUUCUCAAAAACCUAAUUUUGAUAAAUAGAGAUCCUUUAUUUAUCCGAGAAAUAAUAUUUGUGCUUGGUCAUAAGAAUUGCCAAAAACAUAUAAAGCUUGGACUUGGAGAAUUAUUUUCAGAUUUGUUGAUACAAUCUAAUGGAAUUCAAACAUUUUUAAGAGUUGCGUGUGAUUUAAUUUCUGAAACAUCACAAAACUUUAACCAGCAUGGUCUUCAAGAAUGGUCAAAUUUAAUCCAUAAUUAUUACAUAAAAUCAAAAAUGAAGUAUACUGAUUAUAUUGUACCUCAGAUAUUGGAGUUAUUAAGAUCAAACACAAAUUUUCAUCAACUCCAAUUUCGAAGCAUUGCUGUUUUUUGCGUUCAUUUAAUGUCAAUAGAAAAUUAUAAUGAUUUUCUAGCAUUAUAUAUAAUCCCAAUUGAACAAUUAAUGAAAAUAAAUAAAAUUCAAAAUGAUGAAAGUAUUAUAUUUUCAAGAUGUAUUGAAGAUUUACAUUCCCUUUUUUAUUUAUUCAGGAAUGAAAUUUGGUCUUUAAAUCCAAAAUUAUUGAUGCAUGUUGCUGCAACUAUAUACAAUGUGUACACAGCUGUUGCUAAUGGUGUAUAUUAUUUAAAAUCUAAACUAGAAGAUUUAGUUUUCUUAAUAUUUAUUCAUUUUUCUGAUUGUAAAGAUCAUUUGAAACUGAUAAUAUUUUCUCAAUACCAAAUUUCUGUAAGAUAUGAUGAUGAUAGUGGAAAUAUACAAAUAAAAUAUGUUGAAAAAGAACACCAGUUAAAUUUAGAAAAUCAAGUUGAUUUGAUUUUAGAUUUAAUAGACAAGCGUGCAGACUCAAAAUUAAUGAAAACAAUGUUUAUAACAUUUCUUGAUAUGUACACAGAUGUAUCAUCAAAUAACUAUUCUAUAAUGGAAAAACUAUUCAUUGUUAAAGCUAUUCAUCACUUAAUUGAAAAAAAUGAUGUACAAAAAUCAAUAUCUACUGACCCAGAAAUAGUUUUAAAUUUCAUUAAGUCAAUACUAAAAGUUAUAAGUGAAAAUAAUGUAAUUGAUGUCGAAGUUCUCUCAAUCGCAUUGAUGGUACUUGGAUGUGUAUUAGAAAACACCAAUAAAAUUUAUCAAUUUGACUGUAUCAUUGAUUACCUCACAAAGAUUUUAGAGAUUGUAAAGGAUGCCAUAUUUAAAGAUUUGAUUCUAGAAACACUAGAAAAAAUUAAACAGAUUCAUAAAAUUUGUUCAAAACAACCAGUAGGUAUUCAACGUACAAUUGAUGAUGUGUUAUUUGAUACCAGAGACCCAUUGUUACCUAGUAGAUCACAUGCAUUAAUGGAGUUAAAAAAAUUGAUAGAAUCCGGAGAUAAAAUGGUUCUUGUGAAGAAAACCGCAAUAUUAAUCGUGAUUCAGGAAAAUUUGAAGAACACUGAUUCAUAUUUGUAUUUAAGCGCCAUAUUCACAUUGUCUUCAUUAUGUUUGUAUUAUCCAAAUGAUAUUCUACCAAUACUUUGUGAAGAGUACAGCAUGCCAACAAAUUACAACCGUUCACCGGAAACUAGAUUAAAAAUCGGCGAAGUUUUGAUGAAAACUGUUAAAUCACUAAAUGAGACUAUUCCUUUGUAUAAAAACCGAUUACUUAACACUUUUAUGGCGGGCGUCAGAGACCGUGACCAUUUUGUGAGAGCAUCGAGUCUUUCCAAUCUCGCUGACGUUUGUCGAAUUUUGCGUUAUAAUCUUGGAUCAAUUGUUGAAGAAAUAGUUAAAUGUGUGGAUGAUGUACUGCGAUUUGAUCCAGAGAUUGAACCCCGUAGAGCAGCUGUUUUAUUAUUACAAAUGAUCAUUGAAGGAGGAGAUUCAGAACUACUUAAAAUUUUGCCUGACAAAAUAAAAGAUAUCUACCACAUGCUCAAGUACCAAUAUGAGUGCAACAAAGAUGAAACUAUCAAACUACACGCUCAGGUGGCAAUAGAGAGAUUGAAUAAUAUUAUUAAGUCAUUAUUUUUUAAUAAAAAAUAA
Messenger RNA from Macrosiphum euphorbiae (potato aphid), 2730 nucleotides. NCBI's taxonomy places the organism in Eukaryota, Metazoa, Arthropoda, Insecta, Hemiptera, Aphididae. The record is from the annotation of a GenBank genome assembly.